GGGGAACAAAGUCUUUACAGAAGAAGGCAGCAGAUGUUCGGGAGAAAAACACGGGUUGAGACAAUUCAAUAAUUAUGGUAAAGGAUAAGAAGAAAGAUGGCAAGAAAUCAGAAAAAUCUCUACGUCCUCCUGCUCCUGCACAAGAUGCUGCAGUGGAGAGUAGCUCAGUGAAGCCGACAGGUUUGCAGAGCUUGGACGGAGAGGAAGAGCCACAAGCAGAUCCUUUGGUGCCAGAGGAAGAGCCAGAGGCAGUGGAAGAACCUCCAGUCCACCAUGUUCCUCUAUACCCUGAGGAACCUCUUCUUGCUCGAAUUAUUGUAGAAAGGUAUGAAGGUGAAAAAGUCCACGGACUGUAUGAGGGUGAAGGCGUUGCAUAUUUUGAGGGGGGAAACACAUAUAAGGGCAUGUUUUCUGAGGGACUUAUGCACGGACAAGGGACUUACACAUGGGCUGAUGGAGUGAAGUACGAGGGGACUUUUGUUAAGAAUGUACAGAUGUAUGAUGGCUGUUAUACAUGGAGUGAUGGCAGCAUGUAUGAAGGAUCAAUCAAGAAUGGAGUUAGGCAUGGAUUUGGAUUGUUCAGGAGUGGUACGUGUCCAGUUUCUUACGUUGGCCACUGGUGUAAAGGCAAAAGACAUGGAAAGGGUACCAUUUACUAUAAUCGGGAAUAUACCUCUUGGUAUUCAGGUGACUGGGUAAAUAACGUAAAAGAAGGAUGGGGAAUUAGAUGCUAUAAGUCUGGAAAUAUUUAUGAAGGUCUGUGGGAGAAAAACUUACGUCACGGAAAAGGAAGAAUGAGGUGGUUGACAGCUAAUCAAGAGUAUAUAGGACAGUGGGAAAGUGGCAUACAGCAUGGGUUUGGCACCCACAUAUGGUUUCUGAAGAGGAUGCCUUUGUCUCAGUAUCCCUUAAGGAAUAAAUAUGUAGGUGAUUUUGUAAACGGGGAUCGUCACGGACAUGGGAGGUUCAUAUAUGCCAGUGGAGCAGUGUAUGAUGGAGAAUGGGUUUGCAAUAAGAAGCAUGGCAAGGGCAAGUUUGUCUUUACGAAUGGGCAUGUUUAUGAAGGAGAGUUUAUAGAUGAUCAUAUAGCGGAAUAUCCUGCUUUUCAAGUGGAUGCAUUGAAGGUACAAGGUCUGAAUGCCGUUUGCACACAAAGUCCUUUUGGCACCGAAACCAUCAGAAUAGUCGAUGGCUCAAGAAAUACUUCUCUUUUGGGACCAAAUAUUGAGUUAGAUAUAUCUUCACUGCUUGACUUCUUCCCAAAGGAAGAGAGACAAGAAGAAAUUAAACAAAUAGAAUUUGCUGUGUUGAGACAUAUGACGGAACUGAGAAGAAUUUACAGCUUCUAUAGCAGCUUAGGCUGUGAUCAUUCCCUUGACAACACCUUCCUGAUGACUAAGCUCCAAUUUUGGAGAUUUCUGAAGGACUGUCGGUUUCAUCACUGCAACUUAACUCUUGCUGAAAUGGACCGGAUAUUGAGCGGUGAUAAAACACCACUUGAAGAGAUACAUUCUCCAUAUGAGACCUUACUGUUCAGAACAUUUUUAUCUUGCCUUAUUCAUCUAGCAUUUCAUAUCUAUCAUGAGGAGCACAAAGAAAAAGGUCCUUACCUGCAUAAGUGUUUCUUAGAAAUGAUGUCCAGGAAUGUUAUUCCAACUGCAGGUCAUGUACAGGGUAUUUUAUUUUCCGAACGUGCUGUUUGUGCCAUGAGCUACAUUGGCAAAUGCUGGGAAAUAUACAGAGCUUUUUGUAGACCGAGUACCAAGCCUCCAUUUGAACCCACAAUGAAAAUGAGGCAUUUCCUUUGGAUGUUGAACGAUUUCAAGCUUCUAAGCAAACAAUUAACUGCUCCAAGGCUUGUGGAAAUACUUAUCAAAGACCGUCCCUUUCUAUGUGAUGGCAAUAACAGCAACCUGGAGCAGGAGUUGGUUUUUCUUGAAUUUGUUGAAGCUCUUCUGGAUUGCGCACUGGUGUAUGUUACCAGUGAUGUGAUGAAGCAGCAAGUAGAUUGUUAUAGUCAGAAAGGAAGUAGCUUUAGAAUUGAAGAUCUCUCCAAGGGAACUGCAACUGUGACUCAGUACCCAGAAUAUUCUUUGUCCCAGUCCAUUUACAACGGAAGUGUGAUUAGUACAGACAUAAAUGAUGACAUUUCCGAGGCAGCUGAGCUCUACAGUUGCCCAUGGUCGUCUUCAAGCAUAAGUGUGCUAUCAAAAGACAAAAUAAAGGCACAUGAGUCACUGAUACCGUGUGAAGACAGAGGGCUUUCUCUUCAAGAAUUUCAUACGGUAUCAGAUACUGUCCUCUUACUCCACACAGCACAUGCAGAUGUCAAAGAUACUCAGUCAUUGUUCAGCUGGGAUACGGAAAAAGGACAAAGUUUGUGCCCAGCAAAGGAAUUGGCAGAAAAACUAGAAGAGGAAAAAAAUGAACAAAUUGAGGAACUUGGUCUGCAGUCUUGUCAGGUGCAAAUCUUUUUUACGAGCAAGUUCUUUCCUGCCUACCAGCAUGAACAAGUGCUGAAGGGAAAAAUAAAAGAAAAUCAAAUUCGGGAUGCUGAAAUAGCUGAGCUGAGGAAACUAAAGGAUGAGGAGCUGGCAAAACUUGCUGCUGGAAGAGAAGCAGAAGAGGCAAAAAGACAACAAGUUGCAGUAGAAAAAGCAUCAUCUGAGCUCAAGAAUGCAAUAGUUCAGGAGUCAGAGUCUGUUGCACAGUUAGUACCUCCUCCAAAGGAAGAGGCAUCCAUUGUACUACCUCCAGUUGUUACCAAGGUGGGUGCAGGGACAAAGAAAAAGAAGAAGUAAAUCUUCUAAUGAGGACUGUGGAAACUUCAAGUAUGUAAGUGUUUUUUGAAGCAAAAAACCCCACUUCCAGUAGGGUCUAAAGCACAAGUGUUAUAAAAGCUAUUUGCAUGAGAUUUGCUGAUUUCAGGCUGAAGCUUAACUCCAUGGCCAGCUGUCUCCCCUUAAACCAAGGGAAGGAGAGUAUGUAAUCAGCUGCAUAUGAGUAUAACUCUUUACAUAAAUAAACAAAGCUAUUCCAGAAGCGAGUAUUGACUCUGUUUGCUAGAAAUGCCCUCAUUGUCACAUUGAGGCAGAACUGACAUCCCAUCUCAAAGCUGUAUGUCUCCUGUAAAUAGUUUCUGCUUAAAACAGGGUCUAUAUAAUUGAAAUACUGCAUAAGCAAAUACUUUUUGUGGUCAGGGAGGGAUUACUUUUAUGCAAGCAUUUGACAACAAAAAAGCAAAACACGUUGAAGCAAGACCUUCUAAGAACAGAUGAAGCUAGAACACAUGAAAUUUAGAAUUAAUUGGGCAUUAGUACUAGUUGCAAAAGACCUCUGACUU
Messenger RNA from Struthio camelus australis, 3343 nucleotides. The record is from RefSeq and is a predicted model, not a curated record. Lineage: Eukaryota; Metazoa; Chordata; Aves; Struthioniformes; Struthionidae.